Molecule: messenger RNA, 864 nt
Organism: Hibiscus syriacus
Lineage: Eukaryota; Viridiplantae; Streptophyta; Magnoliopsida; Malvales; Malvaceae
Product: polygalacturonase 1 beta-like protein 3
Exons: 3
Coding region: 1-864 (287 amino acids)
Source: RefSeq, a predicted model, not a curated record
AUGAUUCCAAGCACUAGUGUAUAUCACUUGGGAAUUUUCUCACGGUCGAAAAGGAGUAAAGGAUCCAGUGUUUCUGAUGAAGUAUCCAGCACCGAGGAUUCUCCGGACAACAAAGGAAUUGAUGAUCCUGUAUUUGGUGCUUAUUGGUAUGAUUAUUCCUACAAAAAAUCCAAAACCAAAGAUGAUUCAAACAAAAAAUCAAACACCGAAGAUUCUUCGACAAACAAAGGAGUCAAUGAUCCUGAAUUUGGUGCUUAUUGGUACGAUUAUUCAUACAAAAAAUCCAAAACUGGAGAUUCAGGUAAAAAUUCUAACACCGAGAAUUCUCCGACAAAAGAAGUAAGAGAUGAUCCCAAAGAAUAUACUCCGAUAAACAAGAAUGGUGAACUUACCAAGACUCUUAGAGAAGAGGGACAUGACCACAUUCUUGCCCAGCAAACUGCAGACUCGCUGCCGAUGUCAGACGAUAAGUUAUUACCGGAGAUCUUGAAAAACUUCUCGUUGAAAGCCGAAUCCAAGGGCACGGGUUACGUGAAGAUAGCAUUGACGAACUGCGCGAGAGAUGAAAUGAGAGGCGAGACUAAGUAUUGCGCCUCAUCAUUAGAAUCCUUCGUCGAUCUAGCCGUUUCGCUCUUCGGGGAAAACAUUCGAUUGAUUUGGCAUGAGCUUGGGGACGAAACGAAGAACCCGUCGUUUACGAUCGGUAAAGUACGGAAAAUAGGAGAGAACGAUAUCGUUUGCCACAAGAUGAAGUACCCGUAUGCAGUGUAUUAUGCCAUGCGAUUGAGAAAACCGUGGUUUAUAAAGUUCCACUCGCAAGCGACGACGGGACAAAGGCUAACGUCGUGGCGGUUUGCCAUCUAG